AUGGGUAGUAAAAAGAACAAGAAGUCUCGACAAGGGAAACUCGGUGGUGCCAGUUCUGUAGCGAAAAGAAAAGGUGGAGUCGACGACGAAGCUGAUGUACCUGAUGAAGCCCCAGACAACGAAGAAGUCCCAAACAACGAAGAAGUCCCUGAUGAAGCAAACGGUCAUGGUGGUAUCAAGGAAGAAGCUGGUCGCGAUUUGACUGUCUCCUUCGGAGAAGUAGCGAGGAAUGAUGAUUGUGAGAAUGAUGAAGAUAGUGGGGACGAAUGGUAUUGGGAGCAUGAAAAAGAAGUUCCGGAUCCUCUAUCAUCAGAUGAUGAAAAUGAAGAACAAUCGAUUCCCAGUUUAGCCUACAGAGAAGAUGUGGAUCCAGAGGCAAUGCUUGGGCUGGGAAACACUUUCUCCACUGCUGAAGAAUUCAAGCAUACCCUUCUCAGGUAUACAUUAAAAACCCGACGCAACAUCAAGCUUUACCGGUCCACUGCUUUGAAGUUAGGUGCGAAGUGUGAAGAUGGCUCGUGUCCCUGGAGGGUGUAUUGUUCUUAUGAGAAGAGCAAACAGAAGCUGAUGAUCAAAUGUUAUGUGAAUGAGCACAAGUGUGAGAUAACAGGACACUCAAAGUUUUUGAAGUGUUCUACUAUAGCAAUGUUGUUCGCUGAGAGGCUGAGGUUGAAUCCCAAAAUCACCAAGCAUGAAAUUGCUUCUGAGAUCCAGAGAGAGUAUAGGAUGUUUGUGAGUGUGGAAGCUUGUGGGAAUGCGAAGACAAAAAUUAUGAAAGAAAGAAAAGCAAGCCACGAAGAACACUUCAACAAGAUAUGGGAUUAUCAAGCUGAGAUUUUUCGAACCAACCCUGGCACUACAAUGGAUAUCGAAACCAUCCCUGGACCGACAAAGGAGACUUGGAAGACUUCUUGUAGACCAAUAAUGGGUUUAGAUGGAGCUUUUCUAAAGUGGGACAUAAAUGGUCAUCUCUUGGCUGCUGUAGGACGUGAUGGAGACAAUCGGAUUGUUCCGAUUGCAUGGGCAGUAGUAGAAGUGGAGAAUGGCACGAAUUGGGACUGGUUUGUGAGACACCUCGCAAAUGACUUGGGCUUAAAGGAUGGCAAAGGCUAUGCUAUAUUGUCUGACAAACAAAAGGGUUUAGUGAAAGCAGUCCACACCAUUCUUCCAGAGGUUGAGCAUAGACAGUGUUGUAGACACAUUUUCGAUAAUUGGAAGAAGAGCAGCCAUGACAUGCAGCUACAAAGACUCUUCUGGCGAAUAGCAAGGAGUUAUACAAUUGAAGAUUAUAAAAUGUGGAGUGAGAGGCUGAAAGAGUACAAUCCAGGCGCCUAUGCUACUCUUCAAGUCACCAAACCAGAAACUUGGUCCAGAGCAUAUUUCAAAUUAGGGACCUUGUGCAACGAUAAUCUCAAUAACCUAAGUGAGUCCUUCAACAGAACCAUCCGUGAAGCAUGA
This is a messenger RNA of Brassica napus (rape), 1458 nucleotides long. RefSeq lists its product as uncharacterized. Lineage: Eukaryota; Viridiplantae; Streptophyta; Magnoliopsida; Brassicales; Brassicaceae. The record is from RefSeq and is a predicted model, not a curated record. The transcript has 4 exons. The coding region runs from base 1 to 1458 and encodes 485 amino acids.